AUAAAGCAAGUUUUAUCUUCGAUCUCAGUAAAAUGGAGGACAUUCAAGCAAACCUUGACGAAGCACAUGUGUAGAUACAAGUCAGAUCCUGAGCUUAUUUCAAAACCACCGGGAAUCUAUUCUUUCCUAGAACAAAAUCAUUGGGACUCAUUUGUCAAAAAGAGAAAUUGCAAAGAGUUUGAGGCAACAAGUAAUGUUCAACGAGAGAGCCGGAGUGCCAAUAAAUGUAACCAUAGACUCAGCCAAAAGGGUUACGCUAAGUUUCAAGUGGAACUAAAACAAGCUGAAGAUCUAGUCAACCGUGCAAAGCCAAUCUCUGAUCCAAACUUAGCUCCCAAUUCAGGGACUCGUACUAAAUCAAAAGCCAAGAAAUUUGAUAGGAGUGUCAUGUGGAAGAAGGCACGUCAGAAUAAGAAUGGCGAGUAUGAAGACGAGGAAAUCGAGAAGCAAGUGGCGAAAAUAGACAAGAUAACCAGACAGGUGGAAGAUGGAAGUUUAUCUAUUGAAGGAGCCAACGAUAUCCUAACUCUAGCAUUGGGUACUCCUGAACAUUCCGGGCGACUAAGGGCUGUAGGAGGAUUUGUCACGCCAAGCGCCUACUUUCAUGUGCCUAAACGAGGAAUCCAUUCACAUUGUGAGGAGAACCAGCAAAACCUUGAGGCAACGGUUUCAGAUUUGCAAGUACAGGUCGAUGCACUGAAACAAAACUUACCAAAUACACCCCAUUCUGACUAUGCUGGUUCAAACACCUUCAAAAGUGACAAUAUGGGUAGUCCACAGCUUCAUCCAAGUUCAAUGGUAAAUAAGGUGGUAACUGACGAUAAUAUGGCGCCUUUUGAUCCUAUUACAAUGGAAAAUAGGAUGAUAACCGAGGACAACAUGCCCCCAGUCCAGGUCCUCGACAAAAAGUAAAAAAGGUAUGGUAUUUUAAUUUCAAGUGGUAAG
This is a messenger RNA of Rhododendron vialii, 945 nucleotides long. RefSeq lists its product as uncharacterized. The transcript is spliced from 4 exons. Lineage: Eukaryota; Viridiplantae; Streptophyta; Magnoliopsida; Ericales; Ericaceae. Bases 67 to 912 code for a protein of 281 amino acids. The record is from RefSeq and is a predicted model, not a curated record.